Molecule: messenger RNA, 642 nt
Organism: Alnus glutinosa
Lineage: Eukaryota; Viridiplantae; Streptophyta; Magnoliopsida; Fagales; Betulaceae
Exons: 1
Coding region: 210-530 (106 amino acids)
Source: RefSeq, a predicted model, not a curated record
GACCAUUUAAUGAGGUACGUAAUUCAAUGAUAACGUUUCUCUUUACAUAUUCAAUGACCGUUGGAUCGUCAUCGCAUGGUUGCAAGAAUUCCCAGAUCAGAUUGUGAUCACAUCUCUUACGAGGUCUAUAAAUUGUAUAUAAGAAGCUGCAACGAAAAGCAUAUAUAUAUAUAGCAAAAGAAAAUAUUCAGUUUGAAGAGAUCGAAGAGAUGGUGGGGUGGAAGCAGAAGCCGCCGCCGAAGUUGGGUCUGGUGUCAAUAAUGAUGCUGCUGAUCACGAUAUGGUCGACGGUGAUUUCGCCGGCGCUGGCCUGCGCGCCAAACGGCGGCGAAUGCAAAGUCUGCAUCGUAGAGCAGUUCAAGUACGGGUGUCCAUUGUGUGUACCGGUCAUACGCUGCAUGGCGCGAUGCUUGUGGGGUGGUCGCUCAAGGUCUGUGUGUGUAAAGAGGUGUGAUUGCAACGGUGGGAGCCCAAAUCUCUCCGAUUGCAAGAAAUGCCUGUCGCGGUGCAAAUGCAGCUGUGCGGCUUAAUUAGAUGAGUUAAUUUCACGCUACUCUCUGGCUUUAGACAUAUAAAAUAAGCAUCCCUUAAUACCAAUAUGUAGAAAUUAAGUUUUUCUCUCUGAUAUUUCCAAUUUCCUUU